Messenger RNA from Nymphaea colorata (pocket water lily), 1968 nucleotides. RefSeq names its product dol-P-Man:Man(7)GlcNAc(2)-PP-Dol alpha-1,6-mannosyltransferase. The transcript is spliced from 20 exons. NCBI's taxonomy places the organism in Eukaryota, Viridiplantae, Streptophyta, Magnoliopsida, Nymphaeales, Nymphaeaceae. Gene Ontology annotation, molecular function: alpha-1,6-mannosyltransferase activity. Gene Ontology annotation, biological process: protein N-linked glycosylation. Bases 39 to 1574 code for a protein of 511 amino acids. The record is from RefSeq and is a predicted model, not a curated record. Gene Ontology annotation, cellular component: endoplasmic reticulum membrane.
UCGCAUUCCCCGCGCUCGACCGUUUCUUUGGGGCAGCCAUGGCUAAGGGGAAGCAAGAAACAUCCGUUGUUCGUCAGAGGACGAAGAUCUGGAGAGCCCUCGAAAACUAUGGGUGGGAUGCAUUGCUGGCGUCAAUCGCUGCGUUCCAUGUGCUCAUGGCGCCCUAUACCAAGGUCGAAGAGAGCUUCAACGUCCAGGCAAUGCACGACAUUAUUUAUCAUCACCAUCACUUGGAGAAGUAUGAUCACUUUGAAUUCCCCGGAGUUGUGCCCCGUACAUUCUUAGGUUCUCUUUUUGUCUCGUUCUUGGCAUCACCAGUUGUUCUCGCAAUGGAGUUCUUUCAUUUUCCAAAGCUUUAUGGGCUGAUAGUGGUUCGUCUCAUGUUGGGUAGCUUCAUAUUGACAACACUUGGGUUUUUCCGCCGACAGGUGAAAAUGCAGUUUGGUAGUCAAGUUGAAGCUUUUUUUGCAAUACUGACGGCCUCUCAGUUUCAUCUGUUAUAUUACUCAACCCGGCCUCUUCCAAAUAUAUUUGCCCUUGGUCUAGUGAAUUUGGCAUAUGCUUUUUGGUUAAAGAGGAACUUCAAAGCUACUUUAAGGUGUCUGGUCUGUGCAACAAUGAUAUUUAGAUGUGAUAUCGUGCUGCUUUUAGGUCCAAUUGGUUUGGAGUUUCUUUUGAUCAGAUCAGUUUCCUUCUGGGAAGCAUUCAGAUGCUGUAUCGUCACAAGCUUUUUGUGCGUAGGUAUCUCAGUGUUGGUUGAUUCAAUAAUGUGGCAGCGACUUGUCUGGCCUGAAUUUGAAGUCCUCUGGUUCAACUCAGUCUUAAAUAAAAGUUCUGAAUGGGGUACUCAUGUGUUCUACUGGUAUUUCAGUUCAGCUCUUCCUCGGUCCAUGCUUGCCGCAUAUCCUCUAUGCUUGGUAGGGAUGCUGAUUGACCGGAGACUGUUGCCAUAUGGUCUCCCAGUCCUUUUGUUUGUGAUGCUGUAUUCAAAGCUCCCACACAAGGAGCUCCGUUUCAUCAUCCCAUCAGUUCCUAUGUUCAACUUGUCUGCAGCCGUUGCAGCUGCUAGGAUCCAUAUCAAUAGGAAAAAGAAUGUGUGGAAGUUGCUUUAUCUAAUGUUGAUUGGAUCCCUGCUGGUCAGUCUAGGAUGUUCAGUCAUCACAAGUGUGGCUUCAUAUUCAAACUAUCCAGCUGCUUAUGCCCUCAAGUCUUUACACAAGAUAGGUAAAGUGGAAGAUGGCUCGACUAAGGCAGCCGAUUGCUUGGUUCAUGUAGACUCUUUUGCAGCAAUGAAUGGAAUUUCCCGAUUUUGUGAGAACAAGUCUCCAUGGAGGUACUCAAAAGAAGAAGGCAUUACCAUUGAAGAAUUUCAACAUGGAAACUUCACCUAUCUUUUGAAUGGGCAUUCAAGCAUUCCUGGGUUCAAGUGUUUAUUUGCUGUGGAUGGCUUCUCAAGGCUGCAGAUUCAGUUCUCAUUACCACCUAUUAUACUGUUGAUGCAACCGAAGGUAUACGUACAUGGAAAUCUACAAUGCCAAGAUGUUGAAAUGAAAAAUUGGCCUGGUUGCGUUUAAUCAUGGAUGUCUGCCCGAGUGUCUGGAGUAACAAGAAUCAAGCAUCGAUAUCGACAGAGAGCAGCUUUUUGUUUCUGUUAAAAAUUACAAGGUUAGAUAUGGUUUGCGGAGGAGGCAAACUGUUGUGUCGAAUAUUUCUAAACAGCAGCACAUCAGCAGUUGGUUUCUAUAUGGUACCUUGAAAAUAUCAAGUUAUUGGAAGCCUGAGAGCUUGGUGUCUUUGGAGAGCGAUACAGAAAUAGAAUUGUUUAACUUAAUUCCUUUCCCGCUAUUAUUAAGUUCGCGGUUUUCGUUGGUGACUCCAUGGGUGGGUACAUUGUUGAUUGAAUCAUUGUUAUAUCGCAAACAUGUUAAACUACAUUAGUGCUAAUUGGUUUUCUUUUUCAAUUUCUGA